This is a messenger RNA of Spirodela intermedia, 3916 nucleotides long. The record is from the annotation of a GenBank genome assembly. Lineage: Eukaryota; Viridiplantae; Streptophyta; Magnoliopsida; Alismatales; Araceae.
AUGUCGAGGCCUCUCCUCCGCGGGCCAUCCGGCGGCGGCCCGCGUCUCAAUGGCGGCGGCGCCGGGAAAUGGCUGGAUUACAAGCGGUCCUUUGAUCACGGUUCCCAGGAGAAGGAUUUUGAGAAUGGCCAGGGGCAUGAAACUCGGAGCCCAGUUUCAGUGGCGGCGGCCGCGGCGGUCUCAAGAAGUAGGAAGACCACGGUCUUUUUUGUCCUCAAGCUCUGCAUAGUUCUAGUCAUGGCGCUGGCCAUCUUGGGGUCCCUCUACUGGACCAUCUCCAUCUCCAUGACAUCGCGAGGGAAGAUCCACAAGAACUAUAGGCGACUUCAGGAGCAGCUUGUGGCAGAUUUUUCAGAGAUCGGGGAGCUCUCUCGCGGCGCCGUCAAGUCAAAGGAGCUGGAAUUCUGCCCACCUGAGUUAGAGAAUUACGUCCCAUGCUACAAUGCAUCCGAGAAAUUAGAUUCGGAGGAGCCUAAUUAUGCCCACGUUGAGUCUGAACGCCGGUGUCCCAGGGAGUCCUCCGUGGAGGAAGGCUGUGUGGUGCCUACCCCCAUGGACUACAGAAUCCCUCUCAGAUGGCCGACAGGGAGAGACUUCAUAUGGAAGGACAACGUCAAGAUCACCGGAGAAGAGUUUUCCUCGGGCAGCUUGACCAAGAGGUAAAGAAGGUCCCUGAUUCGGUCUACUUUUGCCAGUCUUUCCAUUUCCUUUCUUAGAUUUCGGCGUUGGCUUGCGCUUCCAGGAUGAUGGUGGAGGAAGAACACAUAUCCUUUCACUCAAAUUCUUUAAUGGUUAACGGAGUUGAGGACUACACCCAUCAGAUCGCAGAGAUGAUUGGGCUCAGAAGCGAGUCUGAUCUCAACAACGCCGGUGUGAGUGACCUUCCCCAUUUCUAGCUCGAAACAUACUGGUCUGGUCUUUGGUAGAGCAAAGAAAAUGAAAAGAAAUGGGAUUUACUAUGGUGUUUGGUCCAUAAAUUCCGUGUUUAUCUUUCCGUUGAUUAAUAUGCUUCAUUUUAUUUUAUUUUUACACAAUGAGAAGGGUAUUUGGCAAAAAAAUUUCAACCCCAGGAAGGCUCCUGAAAGCAGUUUUUAAUUUUUCUGAUAUGUUUACGAUUAUUUGUUCUGGUUUUUCUUUCUGUCUUCAUCUGAAAUAGGAAUCCACCGCGGGGGUAUCGCAUUGACAGAGGGGAUAAUGCUGAUGUUGCUUCUACGUUUUGUUUUGUGUAGUCGUUUUCUUAGGAAUCUGAUGGGUUUUUCUCUUUAAAUUAGUGAAGAUUCACGAUAUGGCUGCACAUAUGGAUCAAUCCAUGUAAAAAAAAAAAAAAAAAUUGAAGCCAAAAAGGAGAAGUCGACCAUAUCAUUGCCUUAAAGCUGUAAAUAUCACCAUUUUAUUUGUAUCUCCUCAUGAGACCAAAUUAAUUGGAGAUUUAAAAUAAAAUAAAAAACUUAUCAGAUUCUCAUGGAACUGCAUCAAAUUCUCAUGUUUCCUCUGCAGUCGCUCUAUUCUUUAUCUCAUCCUUACUCUUAGGUACCUUCUCUCAGUGCUUGUUCAUCUUCUGGGAGAGUCCGGAUCUCCAGUUUUUUUGGGUAAAGUUUGGCAUUACUAAUUAUGUGUUAUUUCUUAAAUUGAAAUUGGAUUUGUAUUUUUCAGGUCAGGACCGUGUUGGACAUUGGGUGUGGCUUUGGCAGCUUCGGGGCAUACCUCUUCUUGAAGCAGGUGUUGACUAUGUGCAUCGCAGGUUAUGAGAUCUCUGGUAGCCAGGUCCAGAUAACACUUGAAAGAGGCCUCCCUGCCAUGAUUGCUUCACUCACAUCAAAGCAACUGCCCUACCCAUUUCUCUCCUUUGACAUGGUUCAUUGUGCACAAUGUGGAGUUGAUUGGGGAGCAAGAGGUACUUUCUCACGAGCUUUUAAAUAUAUUAUUGUAAAGAGGUUUUAUAUGAGCUCCCACUUUACUGCAUGAAUGUGAGAAUUUUCUAUGAACCCACACAGUCCGAUUUGUCCAAAUCAGAUCAAUUUCCGACUGACCCGGGGCAAGAUUCUAAUAUGUCGGAUCACUUCUUAUGUAUAUUAAUAAUCAGGCGGGCAUCUUUUGGAAAUUCUUGCUUUUCUGCGUUUUUCUUUCUGUUUAACAACUUUUUAAACAUCUUUAUUGACUCUUUCUUCUUUUCUUUCCACAAGUUGAUGUGGGCUGCUCGGUCGAGUUGGUCCGAAUUUAUGAGUUCAUUUUAAAUUAAACGAGUAUGAUUUCACUGCGCUAGCCUUAUGAACAGUGUAUUUACUACCCCGAGUUUAUUUUUCAAAAAGGCUUUUUUUUUAAUGGCGUUUAUCCCAGUAGAGUUUCAGAUUUUUAUUUUCUGAAAGAACUUAGCUUGGGCCCGAUGCUCGUGGAUCUGUGUGGGGAGUUUGGUUUAUAAUGGUUAUGCUCUAUUUUUGUCCAGACGGUAUCUUUCUUCUUGAGGUCAACCGAGUUCUAAGACCGGGCGGUUACUUUGUGUGGACUUCACCAUCGAACACAUUAAGAUCCCUGCGGGUCCCACAGAACCAGAGGCAAUGGGCUCUCAUUCGCAAUCUCGCAGAGAGCUUGUGCUGGGAUAUGAUGUCCCAGCAGGAUGAAACCAUUGUCUGGAAGAAGACUGACAAGAAGAUGUGUUACAAGUCUAGGUGCGAAGCUCGAAAAUCCAGCUGCUGAAAAUAUCAUAGAUUACUGAAAAUAGAAAAAGGCCUGAAAUUUCGCUGUUGAUGAUGGGGUCAGUUAUAUGAAUUGUUACUGAUCCUCCCAAGUGUUUCAGGAAAUCCGGGCCGGAGAUCUGCAGCAGGGACCUGGAUGCCGAGUCCCCAUACUACAAGCCACUCAAUCCGUGCAUCAGUGGGAUCGGAAGCCAUCGGUGGGUUUCCAUUGAGGGCCGGAGAACCUGGCCCGCAUGUGCCACUAUGAACUCUACCGAAGUCAGCUUAUAUGGUAAUUGCCGAACUAAGAAAUAUUUUCAUUAAUCACAGGCAGAGUUCUUAUAUUUUAAAAUUAUAUAUAUAUGUAUAUCAGGUGUGGAUCCACAGGACUUCUCUGAGGAUGGGCUGAGGUGGAGCGCAGGGGUCAGCAACUACUGGGCCCUACUCUCGCCGCUCAUAUUUUCAGAUCAUCCGAAAAGGCCUGGUGAUGAGGACCCUUCUACUCCGUUCAACAUGCUGAGGAAUGUGCUGGAUAUGAAUGCCCAGUUGGGUGGAUUCAACGCUGCUCUACUUGGGGCUGGAAAAUCUGUGUGGGUCAUGAAUGUCGUUCCCACAAGCAGCGUCAACCACCUCUCUCUCAUCCUUGAUCGGGGCUUCCUCGGUGUUCGACAUGAUUGGUAGGGACGGUGUCUCUCAUCUAUGUUUCCUCGGUGAAUUAUUCAAGCUUGCCCACUAUAUUUUACAGUCGAAGAAUGUAACUGUCAGAGAUUUGGCAUUUAAUUUCCACUUGAAGAUAUCGAUGGAUCAGAUGAGAACAUCUAUUCGUCUUCCACAGGUGCGAGGCAUUCCCUUCAUAUCCAAGAACUUACGACUUGGUCCACGCCGACCGGCUGCUCUCGUCUGAAACUUUCCGGAAGCGCCGAUGCUCCUUCCUGAAGCUAUUUUUGGAGAUGGAUCGGCUCUUGAGGCCCGAGGUACUGCUCACCAUUGUUUCAUCUUUCAUAAUUAUCAUAUUUAUUUUGUUGUGAAUUACUUUUUUGAUCUAUCUUCCACUGUUCUUCCUCUGACUGAUGCAGGGGUGGGUGAUAAUCCGCGACACCUCCCCCCUCAUUGAGACCGCCCGAUCCAUGGCGAUGCGGCUGAAAUGGGAUGCACGGAGGGUAGAGAUUGGCAUCAACAGCGAUGACAGCCUCCUCAUCUGCCAGAAGCCCUUCCUCAAGAAGCCUGUGAGUGCAGACCAUUGA